This is a messenger RNA of Vigna unguiculata (cowpea), 1299 nucleotides long. RefSeq lists its product as uncharacterized. Lineage: Eukaryota; Viridiplantae; Streptophyta; Magnoliopsida; Fabales; Fabaceae. The record is from RefSeq and is a predicted model, not a curated record.
CUAAUAAAUCUCCCUUCUUAUGAACAUCCCGAGCAUGCAGAGCUAAGAAAAUUCAGCAUUGUUGGUGCUGAACAACACAGCACCCUUCAACUUUGUUUUGGGUAAAUCACUGCAAAAGGUACUCCAUUCCAAGUCUCUAGGUUGUACCACAUAUUUUACAUUGUGUGUAUAUAUUGCAAUGGGUAACAUUCUACGCAGCGGUGGUCUUCUCAGCAAUGGCGGAACUGGGGAUGACCCUUGCCAUGUUCAGCUGGGAAAAUAUGCCGCCAUUGCUUUAUCAGAAAGGCAAGUUAUGAUGCAACAAAAUGGUGGAGUCUUGGAGAGCUGGAACAUAACAUACGAAGUAGGUGCUUCAGCCUGUGCACUACAACUAACAAGAGAAUGUGACUACACUAAAAACGUCAAGGGUUUACGCUUACAACUCCGCAGCGAGACAACCAAACGCAGUGGAGAUCUUGCAGAGUUCGAUUUCUUUUUAGACGUGCAAACAAUAAAUGGAGACGAUUUCGUGGUAUCUCCUCGCUGGUUCGCCAUCUGCGGCGUUCAUACAACAACAUCACUCAAUCAACACAAGAGGGUUAACAACAAAACGGGUAGUGUUUCGGACAUGGACAUGUAUUUGUAUGGCGAGGGACACAAAGGGGGUUUUAUUGUUCUCGAGAGGAAGAAAAAGAGUGGUCAUUUAUUACCUUUUGAAGUGACUUUGGCGCAUUAUCAUGCUACUGGUUCAGGCAUUAAUGAUUACCGUAAGAUUAAACCAGAUUUUGGGCUUUCUAUGGUCGCAAAGAUUCGAUCAAUCGGUGGGAAUUUGACCAUAAUGGUGGAUGGUCCUGAACAGCACCCUUCUUCUGCAUUAUUGUACAUGUUUGAUGAAGUAAGUAGAAAUGGUUAUUGGCAUCGUGACAUGUGCCCUCACUGCGCUAAAAAUCCGAAGAAGCAGAACCGAGAACAGUGGCAGUCUGAGAGUGAAGACAGUGAUAGUACUCCCAAAGGAGUAUCUCUGGGUGGAAGCGGAAAAAAUGUAAGAGUGAUUUCCAAUGGUGGGAAGUUUGGAGGUGAUGGUAAUGGAAAUUUCUAUGAGAGAAAUGUUUUUAAUGUGAUUUAUCAGCAUCAAUGGUCUGAAAACAAGAGUGUUUCUGGAAGAACAUAUACGUAGGAGCUGCAGUUUCUGUACUGAAUAAUAUAGCAGCUUGUAUUAUUGAUAACCUAACAUGUCCAAGGUGUGUUUGUGUGUAAUUUGCUUGUACUUUGAAGUUUAUUUUUCUAUAUAAUAAAUGUUAAAAGAGAAUCCUAUGAAUA